Molecule: messenger RNA, 14542 nt
Organism: Paramuricea clavata
Lineage: Eukaryota; Metazoa; Cnidaria; Anthozoa; Malacalcyonacea; Plexauridae
Source: the annotation of a GenBank genome assembly
AUUCUACCGCACUGUCGAAACAACAUAGAGUUGGCGAGCGAUACAAUAUUACCGAAGUAGCAAAUUUACAAAUUUUUACGAUUGUACGCAAAGAUUUUCUACAGAAACAUUUGGAAUGAAGGAUUAGGGUCCUGUGGAUUGUAUGAAUCGGUUAAAUCGAAUAAUGGGUCGUUUUAAAAUGUGGUUGUGCGUUGGAAUUUUUCUAUCGUCUCUGUUGGUCAUUAAUUCUGGUAUGUGUCGACCAGGUUGAAUGUUAUUUAGCGAAAGCCUGAUUCUGUAUUGCUUUAAUGCCGCGUAUUUACAAAACGAAACCGGUAUCUGUACCUUGGAUAACAUUGGUUAGGAUCUGAGACACCUAUACGGCGUUUAAGAUUGAAUUUAUGGUGAUAAUUCACAAGGAAAUCUCGAUUAUUUUAUCGUGUGGUUUGCCGUGAUUGGCCGUGAUUAAUAGAAGAGUGCCAAAUACUAUGUCGUGUGCCUUAUUUGAAACUAUCGCACAGGCUUAUUGUAUCUACACGUCGCUACAGUAUUUGCGUGGCGUUACAUAUGAAUGUAGCAAAAUGAUGUUUUGGUUAUCCUACCAUAAUCUACCAUUAUGUUUCUUUGGUGAAAAUUUUGACUCUGAUAAUGGCGGCGGUAUUGACAGUCAGACGUUUUAAGAGAUAUCAUCGCAUAAUACCGCGUCGAAAAUUUUGGCUACUUUGAUCAUUUGACUACAACGCAUCGCGAUUCGAUACUGUUGAGUUCUAAAAUGCACGUAUUUAGAACAUUAAUGCGUGGCUGUUUAGUAUUCUAUAUGGUGGCAAUGUUUAAUUGAUGACUCGGUGACAACUUGUGGUGAAAUUAAGUUUACUCUGAAUAAACUAUAUGUGCGGAUGAGAGCGAAUACAACUCAUGAUUGUUCAUUUUUUCGUUUCGUUUUAUAGAUGCUACUUGUACGUCCGGAUCUUGUCAAAACGGUGGGAUUUGUGAGAGUAAUAAAUGCAGGUAAGCGGGCGUUUUGUUGUGUGAAUAUUUUGUAUAUUAUCGUAUCGUUCAUAUUUAAAUGCGCGUUUUAAAAUAUGCCGUUUGAAAUGCAGUGCCGCUACAAUGGUCACACGUGUGAGAGAAUUUAUUGACAUUCCUUUAGUAAGAGUACUAUUAAUUCGACGCUAAGUUUGUGGCCAUCGUUUAAUCGUGUACAUAAACUCCUUCGUACUUGUAAAUACAUAAUAUGCAGCGCGUACAUAAUUUCAUGUAGAAUUCGAAUUCUUUUUGGAACAAAUAUUACAUGUUCGAUUUUCAAUUAGAACAAAUAUACGUAUUCGAUUUUCAAUUGGAACAGAAUGGACAUGUUCAAUUUCCAAUUAGAACGAAUGGACGUUCUCGAAGUGCAUUUACUAUAGAAUUAAGAAUUUCGAUGUGCGAGAGCAUUCCGAUAGGGAAGCAAUAAACGCAGUCGCUAUAUUAAAACAUCGCUUGCAAAAGAAAGUUUGCUUAUUUUGAAUAACUAUAGGCAUAUGCCGAACUGUUUUGAGAAAUACUGUUUGGUCUUUUUCAAGAAUUAUAUGUCGAAAGGUAUUUUGUCAAAUCCACCUAGAAGUGAGCUUGGGGGAGCUUGGGUUCGCGGCGUUUUUCCGGAAUCGCUAAUUCGAAAUAAGACGUGCAUUCCUGGUGACGCUAAUCGUUUAAAAAAAAUUUUCACGAAUGGCGAUUUUUGCGAAUUCGUGCCUAAUUGCUUGCGGAUUUUCGUUUCAAUAAUGUGUGUUUGGUAUAAACUCGCCAUUUGCUAAAAAGUCUGUAGUUAAGGAAAUGAGGGAUAUCCAUUCAUUCCACAUACAUCCUGUCUGCAUAUAUAGGUGAUCUUGUAUCUAGCCUGUUUUUUUUUUCUUCCAAUGUCGAAGAUUCUACUGUAAGGAGCCCUCCUUCUCAGAACAUUAUUUUGGGGUAUAACUCAAUCCCUUCUGCCACAGGACGUUUGGAUUUAGGUUUUUUCCAGAGGCCUCUUUCAUAAACUUUGGAAUUGUUCCAGUUUUCAUGAAAGAGGUCAACCAACGCCUUUGAAAAUGUUUUGUUUUGGUUAAUUUUGAAACCCCAUGUUCAUUCAAGUGAUUCCUAUAGUAAUUCCUGAGUUCUUGAAUCUUACUGUCAAUUAUGGCCAAACUGCUCAAUCUUAUUCUGUCUGAAAUGUUUAGGGGUUUACACUACUUAUUCUUAAAAAGUCAUGCUCCAGUAAUUGAAACUGUAUUUGUGUUGUUCCUGUUGAUCACAAAAUAAAGCUAGGAGUUUAGACUAAUCUAAACUUAUAUGUUGUUUUCGAAGAGCAUGCUUUUGCUUUAGAUAAAUUAAUCAUGGAGCUGAAAUGCUGAAUUAGUCACAGGAAGGGGAUUUUACAAAAGCAGAUAUAUUUAAUUUUUCAUCUAUUGUUUACAAACGAUGUCUAAGAUUUGGCCUAAUGCUCCCUUAAUUGUGACAGAGUAGGGUUGAUUUACUGCCUAAUGGAUGAAAUGGUCCAUUUGUUGUGGCCACCCUCCUGUAUUGGUCUAAAAUUACUGUUAUAUAUUUUGAUGAAGACAAGUUUUUGAUAAUAUGAAUUAGUUAUGAAGAACUUAAACGUUUGAACAUUUUGCCGCACAUGGAGAAGUGUGCGAGUUUGCUCAAAAGUAUGUCUAAACAUUGCAAGUCUGACAAUAAAGUAUAUUUGACUGUAUUUAUUUUACAUGAAUGAACAUGCAUACUACAAAAUGUAAUAGGCAGAUUAAAAUAAUAAAGUUGGGUACAUUGCCACUCAACCUAGUGAGCGCCACGACACUCCCUUUGACAAGUAAAGUGUAGUGUUAGACCAUGAAAAAUAAUAAAGUAGGACACAAUGCAACUUGAUGAGUUGAAGGGUUAACAUGAUGUAUAGACAGAUAGUCUGUUUAACCCAUUGAGUGGCAGCACUCUGCCCUUGGCAAGUAAAAUUGUCUGUCAUAAGACAAAGUAAAAUAAUAUAGUAGGGUGCAUCAUGAUGCAUUGCCACUUAAAAAAGGUUAAUACUUACCACUUCACAGUACAAAAACAUUUACAGUAUAGGGCAAAAACUCAAACAUAACUUUCUAUUCAGUGUAUCAGUAAACCAUGCUUUUUGCUCAAGUUUCAAAAGCAACAAUCUAUCCCAAAGCGUCAAUCUAUUCCAAAAAGUGUGUGUGGGGGGGGGAAGUCGACCAAUCACCAAUGGACGUAAUUUAUUAUAGAUUAUAUUUCGAAUAUCAAAAAAAGUGAGGGGGACAUGUCCCGGCCAGGAUUGACGCCCUUGUUGAGUUUAGCUUACUCAAUUCCACAAGUUAUAUUUACAAAACAAUAUGUUAUAGUAUUGUUCUUGAUUGUUUAAAAAAAUGAUUAAAGCAUCACAUGUAAGGUUUAAAAUGUGGUAGAUUGGAAGUUAAAGUUUGCAGAAAAAUGGCAAUGCGAAUAGACCGUGGCAAAGAAUGAGUCAUUCUUCAAAAAAGUUACAAAUGGAGGAAUGUAACAUCUUGAUUGUUACAUAUGCUGUUAUAUCAGACAAAGCACAUAAUCAGUUGUUACAACUUCACUACAUAAUAUACACUUGGUUGCACUCAACACUGUAAAAUUAUGUUAAACUGAUAAAAGAACAAAAAAAUAAUUGGUAACUGAGUAAUGUGGCUUAAAAGGAUAUAAUUAACAAUGUACAGUAUAAUACUGUACAUAUGUAGAUUAAACAAGGACAGGUUGGUUACAUAACACUGCUAACUUUUGUAAAACAUGUAUCAUAUUGUACAUUCAUAUCACUCUUAUCAAUUUGGUUUUUGCCAAAAUGUAUAUGAAUUAUUACUGACAAUAUUAGUGGAGCUUUAAAGUCAGCAUUUGUUGAGGAAAAACAGAUUAUGGUAAAGUGUUUGGGACAUAAUUGAAAUGGUAUUAAUGGCUUCAGCAUGUUGCACGGUAGGGCUUCCCUGUGCAAGGUAAUUGUCUUCUGUCUACAACCGGCUUUGACCAAAAUCUGGGAGAGAAAUAUUCAGAUGAACGGAAAACAUAAACAUUGUUUUGGUUUUUUUUAUUAAACAAUUGUGACACUAACUUGUUUGAAAAAUAGCCACUUACAAUUCAAUUUGUCUGUCUGUAUGCUGCAAUAUGAUAUCUUGCAGCAUAUUAUAAAUUGAUUUACCAUCUGUUGUUAAGGCUAGCUAUCCUAAGAUGUAAAGCAUAAUCAUGGAUUCAUGAUAUUCAAGGGGAAAUAUUUAUGAUAACUGUUAUACAGUGGUAGUUUUGGAUUGGACUCUUGGUUUGCUGUUUAAGAAAAUACCCAAAUAUUGAUUAUAGUUAUUUUUAGUUAGCUGCCUUUCCCAAAGAGUUUGAUUACAAAGCUGAUAAUGCUUGUGCCACAUUUGUUUUGAAUAUAGUGUUUUCUGAGUUUCAAAAUCAUUGAACAUUGCACGUUAUAGUAUAUUGUAUAUAUUGAAUAUGUAUAUUGACCUACUGUAUGACAAAGGCAACUAAAAGUUGUUUUUUUAAUUUUUUUUUUAUUUGCCUUACAUGUGCAACUUUUCUGUAGUUAAUUGAAGUUGUUUAUUUUGCAAGUACAAGAGCUAUCAAUCAAUACACAGUGGCCUAGCUAGCCCCACAAUUCAGUCCCGCUAUGCAAAUAUUGCCAUGUUUAUAAACUAUCAACACAAUCAAAUUCUAAAGAAAUGAAUAAUGAUAAUGAGUUGAAAUUUGCAUAGCGGGACCAAAACGUCGGGCUGGCUAUGACACUGUCAAUACACAGAACGUAUUCAGGGCUUUAUGUACAAGGAAAGUGGCCAGUUAGCAAGCUGGUUAUAGAUCACUAUUUUGCCCCUGGCCCCAGCUCAAAAGGGGCCCCCAAAGCAAUGAAGUCCCUUAACGUUUCUUGAUACAAGACUGGUUAAACCAAGAAUAUAAAUCCUAGCUGCAUCAGCGCCAGAUAACAUGCAAUAAAUAAUAAUAAUAAUAAUAAUAACACUUUAUUUAUUGAGGAUAAACAGAUAAAGUUACAACUUUUUUCCAAUCUGGUCCUCCUAAACUCUAUAUACACAACAACAAUAACAUUAAACAUGACUAUAUUCAGUACUUCCUAUAGGAGUAUGAACAAAUGAAAUCAUGGGUACAUUGUAAAGUAUUAACCAGUACUACAAUUCAGUUGUUCAUACCCCGAGAAAGCCCCAAUUUACUAAUUAGGCAAUUUUCUAACUAUGUCUAAAUUAUAUUUACAGUACAGUAUAACAAGUCGAAAUACGCGUUGACACACAACUCACAAGUGUCUAAAGUGACAUUAUAAACAUGACAGUAUUUGACACUUUCUCCAUGUACGAACAACCGAAAGUAGAUCAUGCUCAGCUAAAACUGCAGGCAUGAAUUUCGGCAGUUCGUACAAGUGCAAUAUAUUGUAAAACGUUGUUCCUGUUUGACAAUUAUGACAUCAUAGGCCCCCUGGGAAAGUUUUACUCUGGAACCCAGGCAACCUCUCGGCAGCACUCCAUGUAUAUCAGGCACAGAUUUUCUGGGGGCUGCACUUUGAAAUGAUUUGCACUCCCCAAAGGCAUUUGGCACCCCCGAAAAUUACAUAUAUUUUGAUUUGAUAGUUUCAUAUUUGAUUAUUCUUACUACUAAAUUUGUAAAAUUACCAAUAUUAUGGUCUCAGAUCUCGCCAUGCAGGCCUAGAAAACAAAUUUUGUUAAACUUUUUUCUUGGCCUUUUUGGGCGUUGCCACUACACCCCGGCCAAAGCAAGCAGCAGCACCCCCCAGAUAUUUAUCUACCCCCUGAUUGCCCUGAAGGAAAAUAUGAAAAUCCAUCUCUGAUGUAUAUAUGAUUGAGCAUUUAGUACUUUUUGCCUGAUCACCAACAAUUGCAUGUAGUAUUACUCUUCUGCAAUUUCACUAUAUAUCACAACAAGCUUUUAUCAGAUAUUAUAACAUUUUAACAGCUGCAAAAGUGGCUUCACUGGGAACCGAUGUGAUGUGGACAUUGAUGAAUGUAAUGAACAUCCUGGGAUAUGUCAGAACAAUGGAAUUUGUAGGAACACUCAUGGCUCAUACAAAUGCACUUGCACUGCUGCAUAUACUGGAUUGAACUGCUCAAUAAAUAUUGAUGAUUGUAAGACGGAUGAUGGUUCAUCAAAUUGUCUGAACAAUGGUACAUGCAUUGAUGGAGAUGGUAAAUUCUCCUGUGAAUGCCAAGACCCAUAUAUAGGUAUGAUGAAUAUUUUAUUUUUAUAGUACUUAUAAAACACAUGAAUGUCUUCAGUGAGAAUUGAAACCCACAACUGCAGAGGUGAAAAUCAGCAAUUCAAUGGCAAUACAUUCUGGUUUGACUCACUCUUGAUUCCAACUCUUACUGUUUUACUCUUUCUACUCUUACUGUUUUACUCUGCACUCCAGGCUGUCGAAAGGCAGUUAUAAUAUUUACUACCCUACUUUAAUAUAUUACAGGUACUUUGUGUGAAUUUGUUGAUGAAUGUAAAAAAGUAAAUAACCUCUGUGGUAAAGGUGUCUGUGAUAAACAUCGAAAUGGUUCAGCAAUCUGCAGAUGUGAUGAGACAGGAUACAAUGGCACCUUUUGUCAAAAUGAUAUUGAUGAGUGCUCAUUGCCCAUUCCACCAUGCGAUGGGACAAUUGCUACAUGUGUUAAUACUCCAGGCUCCUACGUUUGCUUUUGUAAGGCUGGGUACACAGGUUAGUUAUAUAUGAACUGGUAAAAUGUCAAUGGUUCAAAGCUACAAAUGAGUUGUCAAAUUUUUGCCUAUACCUAGAAUAAAAGCAACAGGCUGGCAAAUUUAAGUUUUCAACAAAGCGUGUUUGUUCUCAUAUGGAGCUUUGAAAUAUCUAAUAAGUUUGGUAUACACUUCCAUGAAGUUAUUGGUUUGUCUGUUUUUUCUUUUACUAACAUUCACAACAGAUGCAAACCAUGUAGGUCGGCUAUUUUCUGCCACCCUGACUCAUGACAUGACUUGAAUUCUGAGUUCUAUAAUGUCCUGUUUGUUUUCAGGGCUGCAAAAUUACCACUGAAAAAGGAAUUAAUUCCAAUUACAAUUACUUGCUUUAAAAUGUAAUAAAUUCCUGAUUACAAUUACUUGUUCUAAAAUGUAAUUAAGUACAAUGAAAAAAUUACUGCGGAAAAAAGGAAUUAAGGGACUGGUCAUAAUUUAUCAGGGGGGGUGGGGAGGUGUCAUUCAAAAUUUUAAGGAAUGAUAUUUUGUGACCCUGCUUUGCCAUAACCCGGAAAAAUAAUGCCCCCCCUCUCUCUCUUGCUUGUGUUAGUAAAAACGUACCUACCUACUACUAAACCCUGCAUUCAAUAAAUUUUCUAAUUGUACUUUUCUAAUUUUCUAGUUGUGCUUUAAAUCAAAUACUAAAAUUUAUAUUAUACCAAUACAUAGUCAUAUAGUAAAACUUUAGUUUUUUCAAACUUUUCAUUCUAAGUUUAAAGAAUCAAUUUUUUUUUCAAUGCAACUGAAACAAAAUGUGAGAAGGCAUGUAUAAAACAAUUAAUUGAACUAAAACAGCAGACCCCCUCCCCGCCUUCAUAAACUGUCUAACAUUUUAUGAACCCCCUUUUUUCCUGGCUAAAAAAUAUGUGACCCCCCACUGUUUCCACCUCCCCACCCCUCCUGCUAAAUUAUGACCAGUCCCUAAUUACAAAUUCCUUUACCGGCAAAUUGUUACUAUAUAUAUUAUAAGACAAUAUCUUAAACAGUAGUUGUAAAUAAAAACGGUUUAAUUAAACUAUGAAAUUUGCAAGAAUUUAUCAAGAUGAUAUUUCAAUAUAUUAAAACAUUUUACAUGCAAAUCGAAGCAUGUAAACUUAAAACUUUAUUUGCCAAUAUUUGGCGCUCUGAGCAUCGGAAUAAAUUGCGGUUUCCACUUUUGCAGUAAAUAGUACUUCAUGUAGGCUAUCAUGUCAUGUGAUCUCGUUGAAAAUUAUUUCAGCCAUUUUUCUGAAUUUUUGUCGUAACGUGUUUUUUUUUAUUUCUUAUUUUUAACAAAAUAAGAAAAGGAAUCUUCAAUUUGCUCCUUGGAAAAGGAACACGUUCCUUGCUUUUGUAAUGAAUUAAGUUUUUCGUUACUUUUCUAAAAACGUAAUUAAUUACAGGUUAAAAUUACUUCAAAUGUAACGAGUACACAGUAACGCGUUACAAAUGUAACGAGUAUUUACAGCCCUGUUUGUUUUUCAGGUAAACUCUGUAGCUCAUACAUUAACUACUGUGCAAGCAUUCCAUGCCAGCAUGACGGGACAUGUCGGACUCAUCAUAACAGUUACCACUGUUUAUGCAAAGAUGGAUACACUGGAAAUCAUUGUCAGACAAAGGUCAAUGAAUGCGGUAGCUUGCCAUGCCAAAAUGGUGCACAAUGUGUUGACGAAGAUCAAGGAUAUAGAUGCAAAUGCCCACCAGGUAGGUCCGGUUAUCAAUUACCUGUUAUUGUUUGUGUCUAAAUUACAUGGUAAAGAUUAAGAACAAUGUGACAUUGGAGUAAAAGAAGAUAUUUAGUAUUGUUGAGUAAAAUCAUCUGGCAUUAGACAGAGUAAGAUGAUGCAUUGCAGAUCAUUGAUUUAGCGAGAAACAUUGGCAGAUCACCUAGCUAACCAACCUAUCAAGGCCCUACACUUCCUUUUUGAAGAGUUUGAAAAUCAUUUGACAUUAGAUAAAAGUAGAAAGCACAGUAGGGUUCAUUUGGGCACAUUGUGGCUAGUGUUUAAGUAUGCUACAAAGAUUAAUCGGGCCGAUUUCAGGUUUUGCCGAAUGUUAAUGAUGAAUGUUGUCAGUUGACAAUGUUGUCUGAUGAUGCUGACAGCAUAUUUUCCCAAUAUCAUUGAAUUGAAGCUGAAUUGGGCUGAUUAUUUAUCGUUGUGUGUAAAUGUACCUUUAGAUCUUUAAUCCUGCAUAUACAUUAUGUUAUUUUCAGGAUUCAAAGGAGUAAAUUGUGAGACUCCAUCGGACCAUUGUUUAAGUCGUCCUUGCCAGAACAAUGCAACAUGCACAACUAUCGGUAAUACUUUCAAUUGCAAUUGUGCUGCCGGCUACACAGGCCAUAACUGUAGCGUGAAUGUGGAUGACUGUCUCUCAGCAAAUUGCCAGAACAAUGCAACAUGCAAGGAUGGUGUCAAUGAAUAUAAGUGUGUAUGUGGGCCAGGAUUCAAUGGAUCUUUAUGCCAGUAUGAUGUGAAUGAAUGUCUUUUAUUGCCAUGUCAAAAUAAUGGAAAUUGUACCAAUAAAAUUGGGACUUAUAUUUGUGAAUGUCCUUCGGGUUUCACAGGUGAGUCUGGUCACUUUGAUUUCAUUGAAGUUGCAGAUUUGUUUGGUGUGGCAGUGGUCGUACGUGUACCUGAGAUUCAAUAUGCCAUGCUAUGGAAUUGUUGGAUUAUAGUUCUUUAGUGUCUUUGUCACACAUGAGUAGAGUGCCUUAAGUUUUGAAGACAAGCUGCCGCCGAUGUUCUCUGGGCACUCGUAGAAACUUACUAAUAGAAUUAUUUGCUACUAUAAACAUUAACAAGUUAUUAGAAAUGAAAAGUAAAGUAAGCCAUCAGGCAACACAGAUCUGAAUGUUUUGUUCUGUGAACAUUAUUUCACCCUUUUUUUUCUUGCUGCUCUCUAAAUUAUCGAAAUUUGUUUUAUUUUUUAUUAUAUAUAGGUAAAAAUUGUGAAACAAAUGUGGAUGAUUGUGCCAGGGUAACAUGUUUAAAUGACGGCAAGUGUAAGGACAUGUUGAACAACUUUACAUGUGACUGUCACCCAGGAUUCAGGGGAGAAUAUUGUAAAGAAAAUAUCAAUGAAUGUGAACUGCAGCCUUGUAAAAAUGGGGGCACAUGUGUCGAUGGCAUUGCUGGGUAUACUUGUCAUUGUACAGAGAAAUGGAUAGGUAAGUAGUGAACUUUCAUGAUAUGAAACCGGAACCACAGGUAUUUUUUUAGGCCUAGAGACUAGAGUUAGUUUAGUUGUAGUUUAGAAAGAUCUUUAUGGAACAUUCUACUGGAUGUACAGCACAGGCCUUCACCUUUUAAUAUUUUUUUCAUUUAAACCAUUUCUUAGGUGAGAACUGCACAAUUCGAAAUGACAGCUGUCAGAUGCACUUUUGUGAGAAUGGUGCUACUUGUGUGAAUAAUGGCAGCUCAUACUAUUGUAAAUGCGCUUCUGGCUUCAAAGGGAAAUACUGUCAAAUGGGAAUCAAUGAAUGCCAGUCAACUCCUUGCCAACAUGGUACUUGCAAGGAUGGUGUGAAUGAUUAUCACUGUAUAUGUCAGGCAGGGUGGACAGGAAAAGACUGUGAUGCGGAUAUUGAUUAUUGUAAAGAUAAGUAAGUACCAUUUUAACCCAUCAAGCACCAGUGCUCUCCCCUUGAUAAAAUAAUUUGGUGUUAGAUGGAGUAAAAUAAUAAAGUAUGGCUCAUUAGGGGGCAAUGUGGCUUAAUGGGUUGUGGAAACAUUGUUGACAGUGGUUCUUAAAUGAGGAUGAUUGUCCCAGUGUAAAAUGCUUAAACGAUAAUGAGGCAUGCAGGUAAUUGGUGCAAUUAUCUGAAUGCCUAGCAUUUUCCAGGUAUAAAUAAUGUUGAAAUAAAUUAGUGUCUUCGGAGGAGAAUGGCUUUGUUGAAACCCAACUAUAACAUCUAUCAAUGUUAUUUAGGUAUUGUUAUAACAAUGGCACAUGUAUCGAUGGUAAACUGAAGGCCACUUGCAACUGUCCGGUUGGGUUUACUGGAAUUUACUGCGAGUAUUUGGAUGAUUUGUGCAAGUCAGAUCCCUGCCAGAAUGGGGCGACCUGUGUCAACGAGAUUGGAAACUAUCGUUGUUACUGUAGGUUUGGAUAUGAAGGUAAUUUAUUAAAAUUUAUUCAGUCUGUGAAUGUCAUUAAAAUUUAUUCAGUUGAUGAAAUAAUUUAUGAUAAUUCAUUUUGACUAGCACAUAUAAUGACAAGAAUUAACAAUAUUUUAACCCUCCAAAAACUGGCCGUUGAACACCAUCUAACACUUGCUGCCAAACGUACAGUGCAUAGCCCAUUUCCACUAGGCAAAUCUUGGCAAUGUGAUUGGUCAGCAAAAAAUUCGCUGCAAAAAAGUUGGAUCAGUUCCUACCACUUUUUUUACUGUUCGAGUGACCAAAUUCACCUAGUGGACAAUUGGCUUAAGACUUAAGAGCGUCUGCUUACAUGCUAGCCACGAUCUGCUAAACCCAUCUUUUAGCCCCAUAUGCAGAAUCAAUAAAAAAUAACAUAAUUUGUGCUUGUGUUUAGGUAAAAACUGUGAGAGACAAAUUGACUGGUGUAAGUUAAACCCAUGUAAAAACAAUGCAACAUGCCAUCCUGAAGGAACCAGUUCAUUCACUUGUGAUUGUCCAUCAGACUACACAGGCACCUAUUGUCACAUCAAGAACUGGAAAUGUGCGGAUACGAACAAAUGUCAAAACGGGGGUAGCUGUAAACAGCGGUCGGGAUACUCGACCUGCAAUUGCAAGCCAGGAUUUAGAGGUCUGUAGAUAGCUCUUUAUAUUUAAUUAUAGACUUGCUACAAGUCGACCUCGUAUGCGGAGCGACGAGAGUGAGCGACGAAGUUGUGAAUUGACUUCUGCAAAUUCCUUACUCUUCAAGAAAUUACUUCCUUGAAAAUUCCUUCGUUCUAAACAAAGAUGAAGGACUUUGCGAAAGUCUAUUUAUAUUACAGUCCGCAAGAUUUAAUGUAAAUGUAUUACAUGAUUUAUGCAUAGUCAAACCGAACGAGAAUGAGAGUUGACGAGAGUUGCAACUUUUGUGUUUGACCACCACCUCGCAUCGACUCUCGUCAACUCUGAACUGGUUCGAAUUUUAAUAAAAGUUGAUGAGAGUUUGAGGCAUAGCCAGGAUUUUCGGUCAGGGGGUCAGCAAAAACCUUGGUGGGGCCAGGUUUCACUUAUUUUUAUAGAAUUAAUUUUCUCAGGGGGGGGGGCAUAAUUUUACCAGGGGACCCCGGCCCCCACCUUGGCUACACCUCUGGAGUUUGACCGGUUAUAUCCAGUCAACUCUAACUCUCUAUUGACUGAGGCACAAGAGUUGGAAAAACUGUCAUGUAAACUCUUGUUUACCAACUCUCGUGCACUCAUCAACAACCCUCAUGAACGUUGAACUGGUUUAAAUUUCGAUUGACGAGGGGUUUUGAUCAUUCAAUCUCUCGUGCAACUCCUGAUCUCGUUUGACACGCACUUGAGAGUUGCGAAAGCUCUCGUGCAAAUUGUAAGUAAGAUCUUCCUAACUUUCAUCAACUCUCAUCCAGGGCUUUGGAUUUGAAAUAGUAUUGUUAUAAUUACAGGUGAUAUCUGUGAGACGAACAUUGAUGACUGCGCAAAUGGGCCAUGCAAGCAUGGAGCGACCUGUGUCGAUGGCAUUGAAAACUAUAAUUGCACAUGCUUUCCCGGAUUCAUGGGCAGAAACUGCGAGAUCGAAAUCAAAGAAUGCAAGAGUAACCCGUGCAAACACGGGAGAUGCAUUGACCUCAUCAACGAAUACGCUUGCAUAUGCGACACAGGCUGGGUGGGGAAAAAUUGUGAUGAAAACCCCAAUGACUGUAGCAACGAUACAUGUUUCCAUCAGGGCAACUGCUCGGAUGGAUUGAAGGAUUUUACUUGUAAAUGCCGGACAGGAUUCAGGGGAAAGCGAUGUGAAGAGGAUAUUGACGAGUGUUCUACCAACCCGUGUUGGGCCGAAGGAACGGAACGUUGUAUUGAUUUAGUCAACGAUUAUUACUGCAAAUGCAAGCCUGGUUAUGCCAAGCGUACAUGUUCUUUCGAUAUCAAUGAAUGUUUAAGUAACCCUUGUUUGAACAACGGUCGCUGUAAGGAUGAAAUUGGACGAUAUGUCUGCGAAUGUCCGUACGGUUUUAGUGGUGUUAACUGCGAGAAAUCUGUUCAGAGUUGUGCUGAUGAGCCGUGCUUGAAUGAUGGAAAGUGUACGGAGGUUGGCAGUCGAUAUAAUUGUAGCUGCAAGAAAGAGGUCUUUGGACGGCAUUGCGGAUUCAAUCAAGAUGAUUGUGCGCCGAAAUCUUGUGCGAAUGCUUCCAAAUGCGUGGAUGGUUAUGGAGACUACACGUGUGAGGGUUGCAAGCCGGGUUACAGUGGGGAUAAAUGUCAGUACUUCGAUAUAUGUGAGCUGAAUUGUAAGAAUGGAGGGACCCUUGAUGAAGAUUCGUGUAGUUGUAAAUGUGAAGGUAGGUUUUGUGUUUUAGCGAGUGUUGAGAAUUGUGGUGAUGAUGACGCAUAAUGGUCGUGAUUGUGUUGAUGUUCAUGGUGAAGGUGGUUGUGUUGGUGGACAUAGUGAUGACGAUAAUGGUGGUGAUGAUGGCGAUGGUUGUGAUGAUGGUUGUUCCUCAUGAUGGUGGUUGUGUUUGUGGGAUGGUGGUGAUGAUAGUGGUUGUAACACAUAAUGGUGCUAGUGGUGAUGUUGUUGUCGUUGUCGUCGUCGUCGUCGUCGUCGUCGUCGUUGUUGUUGUUGUUGUUGUUGUUGUUGUUAAAAUAAACUUUCCUAUUUGCUUUUGCAGAUACUGGGUACUCGGGCAAGACAUGUGAAGAUAAAGACUUGCUCUGUCCUUAUUCAGAGUGCCCGAACAAAUUCAAUGUCGACGCCGAUUGCAGUGUAAGUUUAUAUUGUAUUCUUUAGGCAAGCAUGAUUAUAAUCUUACACUUUAGUUUAUUGUUGACUUCAUUUCUAUCCUAAGUUUUCUCAGUCAAAAAGCACUGUAACAUAGCAGAAUGUUUAUUUACUUCUUUAUUUAUCAGGGUAAAUGUAACAUUGAAAAGUGCAACUUUACCGCUGGGUCAUGCUCGUUGGGGAUUUCACCGUGGAAAAAUUGUCUAUUCAAAAAUUGUUCUAAGUUAUUCAACAACAAUGGAACGUGUGAUGCUGCUUGUGAUACUCCAGACUGUCUCUUUGAUGGACGUGAUUGCGAUGAGCCAGUUACCCCUUGCAGGUAAAGCUGAAUUUUGCCGUUAGCUGAAAUUUCCAGUGAGCUCAUUGGCGGUGCCGGACACCGAGGCACAGAUUAAGUAUAUACCAGAUGUGUAACUUCAUAGGACUUCGUGUUCACAAAUUUCCUUAAGCUGUACACGUCAUGACACUUGCUAGCAAGAUGGCGACCGUGGGACAACUAUUUUACUGAAGUUACACAUCUGUUUAUACUUAAUCUGUGACCAGGGGGAGGGCAAGCGCUCUCCUAAUAAUUCCAAGAACAGUUGAUAGCUAAAUAACUGUAACAAAACUAGGCUACAAAGUAAGCUAUAUAUUGCAUGCAAUUUAAGGCAACAAACUUGAGAACUGCGCUUUGAAAAGUAACCUGAAAUCGGCCAAUUAUAAUUAUUUCCGCAUUCUGCUAACUUCGGAUUGACCAUGCACCAUCUGUUACACAAUUAUAGUGAGUGACUGUGAGUCUUUCCUAUACCUUGUAUAACCUUGUAUUAACAUCAUGUAUUUUUGUAGUGAUGUAGAUAGAUGUUCGAAGAGUCUAGUUGACAAGACUUGUGACCUGGCGUGUGACACUUUAGGAUGUGGUUAUAGCGGUUUGAACUGUGAUUACUCUCCUCCUAAACUG